Molecule: messenger RNA, 603 nt
Organism: Penicillium nucicola
Lineage: Eukaryota; Fungi; Ascomycota; Eurotiomycetes; Eurotiales; Aspergillaceae
Product: ornithine decarboxylase antizyme
Exons: 4
Coding region: 1-603 (200 amino acids)
Molecular function (GO): ornithine decarboxylase inhibitor activity
Source: RefSeq, a predicted model, not a curated record
AUGCAGCAGUUUCUGGACCAAGAGUCCCAGAGCACUGUGCUCGCCAGCUGCUACAGUGUUGAGUCGUCGACCUCCAAGGAGUACAGUGGUAUCCCUGAGGUCCCCUCGGGGUCUAAAUCGGCUCUCUUAAGUCCUCCCCUCGACAUAUCCGCUUCCAGUGCGGAAAGAACCUGGCCCGGCAAUGGCUGGCCAGAGUACAGAGGGGAGGCAACACAUACUAUCCCGGAAGAGUGUGAGAGACUCUUCUGUGACAGACUGUCUACGACGUUCCUUGGUGAGGGGAGUUUCGUGCGACAGGAGUCGCUGGGGAUGGAUGUGUUCCAAAACACCCCAAACCAAAUCGGGCACCGGCAUGAUCGAAUCCGGCGAUGGGUUGAGGUUUGGGACUACUCUGGUGAUGCGAUCUACCGAGGGUUCGUCGCUGAGCACAACGGGGAGAACACACUGUUCGUGUUUUUCGAAGACCGUGCACUUGAUCAAGGACUCAAAUCAGGACUGAUCGCGCUUUUCGAGCUCGCUGACAUCACUACAUUUGGAUGCUCACAAAUAGUUGCGAUGGUGUGGAUUCAGCCUCACGACCUUGGAGCCCUGGAUGUCAAGUAA